AUGGCGACUCCAAAGAUUAGCGGGCGGGGCAUCCGCAUCGCGAUUGAUCGCGGUGGUACCUUCACAGACUGUGUAGGCAAUCCAGGCACCGGCAAGAUGGAGGAUGACGUCCUCAUCAAGCUCCUCUCCGUCGACCCUUCCAACUACGAUGACGCGCCGCUCGAAGGCAUCCGUCGCCUGCUUUCCAAGUUCACCGGCACUGAGAUCCCCCGUGGACAGCCGCUCGACACCUCCCAGAUCGAGAGCAUACGCAUGGGCACCACCGUCGCCACCAAUGCGCUGCUCGAGAGAAAGGGCGAGAAUAUUGCCAUGGUGGUUACAAAGGGCUUCAAGGACUGCCUUGAGAUUGGGAACCAGAGUCGGCCGAACAUCUUCGCGCUAGACAUCCGGAAGCCGGAGGUGCUGUACAGGAAGGUUGUCGAGAUCGAUGAGCGCGUCACGUUGGAAGACUACGCGGAGGACCCAGAGAGGAACCAGACGCAGGCAAAGAGCAUAGAAGAAGCUGGUGAUAGCGCCGAGUUAGUCAAGGGCCUAUCGGGCGAGACGGUGCGAAUACUCCAACGACCACAGGAGGAGGCAAUAAGAAAACAGUUGCAGGAAGUCUAUGAUAGCGGACUGAAGAGCAUCGCGGUAUGCUUGAUGCAUGGAUAUACAUACCCGAAGCACGAGGCGUUAGUGGGCAAGAUUGCUAAGGACAUUGGCUUCGAGCACGUCAGCUUGAGCCAUGAGCUCAUGCCCAUGAUCAAAUUGGUCCCACGAGCUACCUCAGCCUGCGCAGACGCAUACCUCACGCCCGCGAUACGAAAGUACAUCGAUGGAUUCUCCAAGGGCUUCGAGGGCGGCCUCGGAACCAAGAGCGUAAAACGUGAGGAGGGUUCCAAGGGCGCACGUUGCGAGUUCAUGCAGUCAGACGGAGGUUUGGUGGACGUCGACAGCUUCUCAGGCCUAAAGGCUAUUCUGUCCGGCCCGGCGGGUGGAGUCGUAGGCUAUGCGCUCACAUCAUACGAUCCCGAGACGAAGAUUCCAGUCAUUGGCUUUGACAUGGGCGGCACUAGUACCGACGUAAGCAGAUACGGCGCUGGACGCUACGAUCACGUCUUCGAAACUACCACAGCCGGCGUCACCAUCCAAUCGCCACAACUCGACAUCAACACUGUCGCUGCGGGCGGUGGAUCGCGUCUCUUCUGGAGGAACGGACUAUUUGUCGUAGGCCCAGAGUCUGCAAGCGCACACCCAGGCCCCGCUUGUUAUCGCAAGGGCGGCCCACUGACCAUUACAGACGCCAACUUGUUCCUUGGUCGCCUAUUGCCAGACUUCUUCCCUAAGAUCUUCGGUAAGAACGAAGACGAGGGUCUCGAUGCACACGCGAGUGAAAAGCUAUUCAAAGAGCUGGCGGAGCAGAUUAACAAAGAAGUCGCAGGCGGCAACAAGGAAAAGGAAAUGUCGCUGGAUGAUAUCGCGAAUGGUUUCAUCAAGAUUGCAAAUGAAACCAUGACACGACCAAUCCGGAGUCUGACCGAAGCUCGCGGACAUGACACAAGUAAGCACCGACUCGCGACGUUUGGUGGUGCAGGUGGUCAGCAUGCAGUGGCCAUUGCCGAAGCACUUGGCAUCUCGCAGAUCCUGAUCCAUCGCUACUCGUCAGUUCUUUCCGCAUAUGGUAUGGCGCUCGCCGACGUUGUCGAUGAGAGGCAAGAGCCAGAGUCUACGGUAUGGUCUGACGAGAAAGACAUAAGGGAGUAUCUUCAGAACAAAAUGGAAGACCUGAAGAGUAAGUCAAUGAAUACGCUUAGAGAGCAAGGUUUCGACCAAGAGCAUGUCCACUUCGAGGAAUAUCUCAAUUUGAGAUACCGAGGAACAGAGUCGGCACUCAUGAUCAUCAAGCCGACGAAGGAGGAGGCAGAGAAAGAAUACAAUGGCGACGAAUGGGCUUUCGGUAGAGCUUUUGUCAAGCAGCAUGAGCAGGAGUUCGGCUUUACUUUACCUGAUCGCGAUAUUAUUGUUGAUGAUGUACGGGCGCGCGGCAUUGGCAAGACAUUCGAAGGUCUCGAGAAGAGCGUAGACCAGCAACUCAAAGAGAUCAAGCCAAAGGAUCUUUCGGGUGAUACGAAGCGCUAUGACACCCGUAGAGUAUUCUUCGAGGGUGGUCGGCAAGACACGUCAGUCUACAAGCUUGAAGACCUGGAAGUGGGCGAUCGACUGAAGGGGCCGGCGAUUAUCGCGGAUGGUACGCAGACUAUCGUCGUUACUCCUGGCGCUACUGCGCUUGUCAUCAACACCCACGUGGUGAUAAAUAUUGGCGAGACGGAGGACCAGGAUAAGCUGGUUGACACCAAGGAGGUCGACCCAAUCUUACUCAGUAUCUUCGCGCAUCGAUUUAUGGCUAUUGCUGAGCAAAUGGGCCGCGCAUUGCAGAAGACUAGUGUUUCAACCAACGUCAAAGAGCGACUUGAUUAUUCUUGCGCACUAUUCGACGGGGACGGCGGACUAGUCGCCAACGCUCCUCAUCUGCCAGUACAUCUCGGUAGUAUGUCAACCUGCGUCCGCAAACAAGCUGCUAUCUGGAAGGGCAAGCUCAAGAAAGGCGAUGUCCUUGUCUCCAAUCACCCCAUGUUCGGCGGCACGCAUCUGCCGGAUAUUACUGUUAUUACACCCGCCUUUAGCGGCGAUAACAUCAUCUUCUAUGUCGCUUCCCGUGCCCAUCAUGCUGACAUAGGCGGCAUACUCCCUGGUUCCAUGCCUCCUGCGUCGAAAGAACUUUACCAGGAAGGUGCAGCCAUCAAAUCCGAGAAGCUGGUAUCUGAAGGACACUUCAACGAGAAGCGUAUUACUGAGCUACUUCUGGACGAACCGGGUCAAUAUCCUGGCUGCUCUGGUACUCGAUGUCUCAGUGACAACAUCAAUGACUUGAAGGCUCAAGUCGCUGCCAAUCAGAAAGGUAUCAACCUUAUCAGUACACUAAUGUCGGACUAUGGCGAGCGAGUCGUCAAGUUCUACAUGACCAACAUCCAAGCCAACGCGGAGCAAUCUGUUCGUGCUCUACUCAAAGACGUCUACAAGCGUUUCGAAGGCCAGGACCUAAGUGCGGAAGAUUUCAUGGACGAUGGAAGCCCUAUUCGUCUCAAGGUAUCGAUUGACCCCGAGAAGGGUGAAGCCGUAUUCGACUUUUCCGGCACAGGCCCCGAGGUCUACGGGAACAUCAAUGCGCCAGAAGCAGUUACCUACUCUGCUAUCAUCUACUGUUUACGCUGUCUUAUUAGCGAAGACAUUCCACUGAACCAAGGCUGCCUCAAACCAAUUCAUGUCCUUAUACCCAAGAAGUCCUUCCUCUCGCCAUCCGACAACGCCGCUGUUGUGGGCGGCAACGUUCUGACAAGUCAGCGUGUGACGGACGUCGUUCUCAAGGCGUUCAAGGCCUGCGCUGCGAGUCAGGGUGACUGCAACAAUCUUACCUUCGGCUUUGGCGGUACAACAUAUGGCGAAGGCGACAAGAACGGUGAACGUAAAGAGACGAAAGGUUUCGGGUAUUACGAAACAAUCGCAGGAGGCUCCGGUGCGGGCUCAACAUGGAACGGCACGAAUGGUGUGCAUACGCAUAUGACCAAUACCCGCAUUACCGACUCCGAGGUAUUUGAGCGAAGGUACCCUGUUCUACUCCGCGAAUUCUCGCUUCGCCAAGAUAGUGCAGGUAAGGGCAUGCAUAUCGGUGGUGAAGGCGUAAUCCGCGAUAUUGAGUUCCGCAUCCCCGUCCAAGUCAGCAUCCUCAGCGAACGAAGAGUCUACCAUCCGUACGGCAUGGAAGGAGGAGGCGACGCAGCAUGCGGUCUAAACAUCUGGGUCAAGAAAGUAGACAAGAAAGCCAUCGACCAAAACUCAGACUCCAAGCGUCCGACCGAACCCACAGAGGAUGCUACGCAUGCGCCCACGACGUCCGAUGCGGUUGAAGCUCUCCAAAAGAAAGAUGCAGGAAGGGCGAAAGAAGAGGUGGAGUACAGGUACAUCAACAUGGGUGCUAAGAAUACGGCGGCUAUGCGACCGGGUGAGAGAAUUAUCAUUCAUACACCUGGUGGCGGUGGCUGGGGUAAGGAGGGUGAGGAGAGUAGAGUACAAAGUAAGGUUGAUCCAAAGGGAAGUUGGAAGGGUGGAAGUAUAGCUGGAAGGCAGAGCACUGCGGAGGCUAGCGCGUAA
Messenger RNA from Alternaria atra, 4188 nucleotides. RefSeq lists its product as uncharacterized. Gene Ontology annotation, molecular function: 5-oxoprolinase (ATP-hydrolyzing) activity. The coding region runs from base 1 to 4188 and encodes 1395 amino acids. The record is from RefSeq and is a predicted model, not a curated record. Gene Ontology annotation, cellular component: cytosol. Lineage: Eukaryota; Fungi; Ascomycota; Dothideomycetes; Pleosporales; Pleosporaceae. The transcript has 3 exons. Gene Ontology annotation, biological process: glutathione metabolic process.